Stegostoma tigrinum is the source of this 1185-nucleotide messenger RNA. Its product is annotated as tumor protein p53-inducible protein 11-like. The record is from RefSeq and is a predicted model, not a curated record. Lineage: Eukaryota; Metazoa; Chordata; Chondrichthyes; Orectolobiformes; Stegostomatidae. The transcript is spliced from 7 exons. Bases 347 to 916 code for a protein of 189 amino acids.
GGGUACAGUGAGAGUGUGACACUGUCAGAGUGUGACACUGAGACAGGAAUAUUGUGUGAGAGUGUGACACUGAGAGACACUGGGGUGCUGUGAGAGACUGGGAUAUUGUGUCAGGGUGAGAAACUGAGAGACAGGGUUACUGAGAGUGUGACACUGAGACUGGAGUACAGUGAGAGACGGAUAUUGUGUCAGGCUGAGAAACUGUGUGUGACCAUGAGUGUGACACCAUGAGAUUGGGAUACUGUGUGAGAUGAAGAAGCUGUGAGACUUGGAUAUUGGACAAAACUUGAAGCUAUUGUCUCCUAGACAAAGGGUGACGCAGUGUGUAUCUGACCAGUUGGGAAACAUGACUGCCAAACCACAACCCCCGCUGGUGAAGAAGCACAGCCAAACUGACCUGGUGAGCCGGCUAAAGACCAGGAAGAUCCUUGGUGUCGGUGGAAAGGACGAUGAUGGAGAGGUUCAUCGGUCAAAGAUUAGCCAAGUGCUGGGAAAUGAAAUGAAAUUCACCAUGCGAGAGCCUUUGGGUCUCAGGAUAUGGCAAGUGGUGUCAGCUGUCAUGUUCAGUGUUGUUGCCAUAAUGGCUCUCAUCUUUCCUGAUCGUCUCUAUGAAGUUGUCUUCGAUGAAGACGGGACAAGCACUAAAAUAUCAGUGAGACUGUAUGGCGGGGCCCUUCUCAGUAUUUCCCUGAUCAUGUGGCAUGCUUUAUACACAGCCGAGAAGCUGAUCAUUCGGUGGACGCUCCUCACAGAGGCCUGUUAUUUCACAGUGCAGUUUAUAGUUACAACUGUCCCGCUGUAUGAAAAGGGAACACUACCCCAGGGAGCGACUCUACUGCAAUUGAGCCGAGGUCUCUUCAUCCUCAUCAGUGUCUAUUUCUAUUACCAAGUCGGCCGAAAGCCCAGGAAGAUGUGAGGAGUUUGCUGGAGAAGACUAUUCCAUGCGAUGGGAUUGAGCUGUUCGGUGGAUGGCUGCAAGGCAAGAGACUAGAAAUGACUGACUGACCUCCCAAAAUGUAUUUCGUAUUCCACAUUACCUUUUCCUGUUUCUCGGUCGGACUUUAGCCUUUCCAGAUUUAUUGUAUUCUGAAGACUUUGUUGUAAACUAUCCCUGUGCAUGUGCAGCAGCAGUGUGACAAUAUUGGAUUCAUUACCUCAAGAAUAACCAAUAAAAGAGUUUUGCAA